AUGACUGAGCAAAACGAGACACCGUUAAGUAGUUCUGCUACACUCAAGGACGAGUUAGUUAGUUCUAUGUCAAGCAUGGUGACGGACAUGAAAAAUGAUAUUAUGCGCAAUGUUAAAGACCUCCUCUAUGCGAGAGAAGAGAUCAGGAGUGACGAUGACGAUCACACAGACCUGGAAGAUGAGUUUCCAGCCGCUCAGGCAGUGCAAAAUAUCGAUGAUUAUGCAAAGGAACGAGAACAAAUUCCUGAGGUAGACCAACACAGUGGGUUUUCAGACUUGCCUGCUGAGUUCAGUACUGCUGACCCCACAGGACCGGCUGUCGACGUUAAACUGACUGCAAUUGUCUCUGACCUCAUUGGCGGUAAACUACCUAAGAAAAAGUUGGCCGAGCUUGUGACUAAAUACCCAAGGCCUCAGAAUUGUGAGAGUUUGGUGACGCCAAGGAUAAAUCUACCAAUCUGGGGACAGAUGAAGCCGGGAUCCAAGGCGGUGGAUGUUGGUUUGCAAAAAGCACAGACCCUAUUUAUGAGCUCCAUGUAUGCUUUACUACGAGCAUGCCAAGAGUCGUCGGGAGAGAUGAGGACCAUACUUACUCAUUCACUUGUACUUUCGUUGGCGGCUAAUCGUGAGUUGAAUUUAAAACGACGCGAAAUGCUCAAACCAGAUCUGAAUACACGGUUUGCAGCAUUAUGUGGACCAUCGACUCCAAUAACGAAAGAUCUCUUCGGGGACAUUUCUAAGCAAAUCGACGACUUAUCUAAGGCCAAUAGAGUAGGCGAAAGAGUAGCAACCAGCAGGAGAGCACGUGUCAGGAGCUACCAGCCAUAUUCAGGAGCUAGACGUUAUGGAAGUCGACAAGGUUCGCAGUUCAAGUCGAACUAUCGAGGUUUUUUAGGCGGACGAGGCUCCCAACUACGAACCACUCGGGGGCGGGCAGCUGCGCCGCAAGUGAAGAGGAGCCGAGACUAGGAAAAGAGGUUGGUUAUAUGGGUAAGAUUGGCUUGUUAGUUAGUAAUCAGACACCUUUUGUAGCUGGUCAAUUGAGAUUUUGCGUAGAUCGAUGGAAUGAUAUUACCUCUGACUCAUUUAUUUUGUC
Anneissia japonica is the source of this 1096-nucleotide messenger RNA. RefSeq lists its product as uncharacterized. The record is from RefSeq and is a predicted model, not a curated record. The transcript has a single exon. Bases 1 to 969 code for a protein of 322 amino acids. NCBI's taxonomy places the organism in Eukaryota, Metazoa, Echinodermata, Crinoidea, Comatulida, Comatulidae.